Molecule: messenger RNA, 3640 nt
Organism: Pseudomyrmex gracilis
Lineage: Eukaryota; Metazoa; Arthropoda; Insecta; Hymenoptera; Formicidae
Product: mucin-5B
Exons: 10
Coding region: 137-2983 (948 amino acids)
Source: RefSeq, a predicted model, not a curated record
CUGAGAGCUGGCAUGUCGAGUAACCGUGAGUUGUCAGCGAGUCGAGCAUCCCUAAAUCAAGCCCAAGUUAAUAUUCCGCGCUCGAUCCGAUUCUGAGAUUCGUGCGUUCGCAUAGGAUGAGAUCAGACUGAGCGCAAUGACAUCGAGAUACUUCGUGUUCGCCGCGGCUCUGGCCUAUGUUGCAGCCGCGCAAGUUUACCAGCCCGUAGACGCAGCCGCGCCAGUCGAACCGGCACUUACGAAUAAUGACUUCAUCACGCAGACCGUCUACGGAUUCUUGGACUUCACCACGACGAUCGGCAACACGGUGAUGGUCUUCAGCCCUCAAAGCGCUCCUCCAGAAGGGGACACCGAGAAGAAGACCGCGUCCUCGACGUCGGCGAUUCACACGAAGCCGACGGUGGAACAGAAGAAGAAUGUCCCCGACAUUCAGCCCAGUAAGACCCACAAGGCCGAGGCCCAGGGUGGCGAAACGAAGAAGCAGAUAAAGGGCACGAAAGUCGUUGUAAAUUCCGUGGUCGAGCAAAACGUGAACGUCCCGCCCGAACUAAAACCUACGAAGAAUCAGGAGGCGAGUAAACAAACAAAGGUACCCGCGUUAUCGUCGGUCGUUCAGGUGCGCGUUAAGGAUGAAACCCCGGUGAAAAAUAAUCUCGCCGAACCGGAAUACGAUUUCCUUUCGAAGCAACCGACGGAAGUGAUUGACGAGACGUACAAGCUGAUCAAUCUGCGACCCUCGUCGAAGGUUCAUAACAAGCCGCGAGCGACCGCGCGGAGAGAAAAAGAAAACCCGACCGGGUUGGUAACCAAAUUGGGCGGCACCAUCGUGAAGGACGGCCUCACGACAGUGCACGAGACCAGCGUGAUCGGCACCUACAUCAACGGCAAGUACGCCCAGGUGUUACAGAGUUCUUCCAGAAUCCUAACAACGCCGGCCGCGCCGGUAGCCGAGGGUAAAAUUCGGCCGUCCAACACUCAACGGAUUCUGAAGACCAUCGGUCCGCAACACGGCAAGCUCAAGCCGCAGCUCGAACCUACUCCGACCCAUCAGUAUCAGGACGAGUCCUCGUUGCCGUUGGAGGUUCUUUUCAACGCGUCUUCCGGUUCGGUGAAAUCGACGCGAAGACAUUCGGUUCCCAACAAUCAGCUCAGACCCAAAUUCCGUAACAAGAUCGCCGAUGAUUACGACAGUAACGAGUCACAACAAGCGAGGGCUGGGAAAAAUCGCCUUCCUGGGACGACCGCCCGGCCGAAUUAUAAAAAUCGUCCGGCUACCACCACCACCACAGAAACACCGCUGACUCGUCGUCGCAGCGGUUUUCGACCGAGCAGUCAGUCCAUCAGUUUACCCUCGAAGCAACCGGCGAGGUCGAAGAGCAGCGACCAGCCGCCGUCGACGCCGUCCAGUCUUCCACCGCCCAAGGUGAAGUUGCCUAGAACGCAGGGUCGCUGGUCGUACAAGACCACGCCGAAGCCGAGGGUUAUGAUUCGCAAACAGGUGGACGAGGAAGAUGCGCGAACAUCGACAUCCGAGCCCGUCGUAUCGGAGUCAUUCUCUGUGACUUCGGACGAGCAGGACAAGAUGACAACCGCGACGACAAUUGGCACAGCUCCGAACAGCGUAAAUGUUGCUCAGAGGAAGGAGCUGACCUUGACGGAGGACGAGUUAGAUCCUAGCGAGAGCGAGGACGUGGCCAGCGUCAGCGUGCAGGAGCAGCAGCAUCCUGGAGAACAAAUUCUGCCGUUGGAGACGCUCAACGUGGAGAUCUCCACCGCGGCGAAUCUCGACAGCGUCUACUUUGAAAUUGCCACUAUCAAGUCGCCAUACGCUUUCCAGGUUGGAACUUUGCGGAAUACCCGCUACAUCACGGUGACCUCCACUAUCAAGAAGACCUUCGCCACGGCCGAACCGAGCAGUUCCGUCUCGCCGACGGAACCUCUUACAGAAAAUAUCUUGGCGAACACCGCAGCCGCCUACGAGUCGACUUUGCCCCUCGACUCGUCGGUUGCGACACUGCCGGCGAUCUCGCUGGACGCCGCCCAGGCAACACCACCUUUAGAGACGCUGACCGAGACGUUCUCGACGACGCAGACGUUACUGAAGACCCAUCUGCUGCCGGUCAUCUACGGCGGCAACAGCACGACACGACUGACUCUCGUGCAAACGUACAAUAUCGCCCGAAUGGUGACGGCGACGAAAACGCUGCCGCCGAUGGAGAUCUACCAGUUUAUUCCCAGCAAGACGCUGAACGAGUUCAAUUCGAAGCUCGACGAGGCCGGAAGCGAGCUGCAUCUCGAGCUUGAUUUCAGCGACGACGAUCGCGACGACGAGGACGUGCCUAAGCGAGUAGUGGCGCCCAGCAACGACGCCGAUUCCGAUCUCGAUGUCUUCAAGUCGGUGUCUCCGUCUAAAGUCAAGAACGACGUUGCAACCAGCAGCAGCCCCGAGCCGCAGAUAUCUCCGGAACAAGCUCAGCAGCUUGCUUUGCUCAAGUAUUUCGGUCAGCCGCAGCCACAGGUCAUCACCACGUCCAAACCGGUGAUCGUCUUGGAGACGUUGUACGAGUCGCACGUGAUUCCUGUGGUGAACGCGGGAAACACUAUUUAUUCGACGCUCUCCAGACCGGUUGGCACCGUACCUAGAACGUCCUACGAGUACGGUACGUCCACGGUGAGCCCGCAGGUGUUACAACCGCAGGUGCCACAGGUACCGCAGAUACCCUUGUUCCCGCAACAGCCGCAGUUCACGGUGACCAGCGCACCCUUGAUCACUCAGACCCUCGCCACCGUGUCGGAGUCGCGAGUUUUGAAGCUGACAUUCGGCGCCAAGACCGCGUAUACCACGCUCUUCUCUACAAAGGUGGUGCCGACCGAGCUCACCACUUACAUUACCAACACGGUGCCGGUACAGCCGACAGUUCCGGCGUACCCCGGGUACUAUCCGCCACCGGUGCCCUAUCCACCUUACCCCUUCGUCGGUUAGAUCUCGAUCUGAUUUUCGAGAUUCCUCGGAGAUUUUCGCAAUCUGCUUUGAUUGCGAUCGAUCGCCAGUUAUAGAUUCAUCUCUCUUUGAGAGAUUUAAAUUUUAAGUUUUGAUAAGUGCUAAAAAAAUAAGAGAAACAGACAGUUGUUUGACUUGGUACAAAAUAAAACUGAUACGAUUUUUAAGUGUAAACGUUACAGUUUUAUUGAUUUAAAUGUUUAAGUCUUGCUCAAUUCUCGAGCAUGAAUGUUGUACAUCUCGCACGCAUUGGUUUUAUUUACGUUUGUUACAACAAUUGAUCGCAAUCAGAUGGCAUUGGAAAUUAUUGUAAAUAAAUUAUUGACUAUAUAUAUUAUAUUGUAUAUCGUACAUUUGUAUGUAUACCGCGUAUUUUUUGUAAAUAAAUAAAACAAAAACAUGAAUUUUCCCAUCGUGUUACUUAACAAAUCUAGAUCCCCUGAAUAUACGAAAUGUAAGAAAUUUAUUUCUUGCCGAUUUCUAAAAAUGUUUAAACAUAUAUUUUUGUUUUCUGUCUUUCAAUACAUUUUUAUUUUAUGAGAUAAUUACGAUUACAUCGAAUAUCAAAACAAUAUCUCAUAUUUCUGCAAUUAUUAUCUAUAUUUGCUAUUUGAUUAUCAUUAAUUUUAAGUUUUAAUU